CAUGACUGCUGAAUUGGGGCUUGCUGUUUGGGUUGCUCUCCAGGCAGGUUGUUGCAAAAAUAACAUGUUGUUUAUUGGAGAGAUGGCCACAAAGAUGGUUCUUGAGUUAAAUCCGGAUGACUUGGGAAUUUAUUCUUUAGUCUCAAACUACUAUGCAAAGGCGAGGAAGUGGGAUGAUGUAGCUAGUGUUAGAAAAAUCAUGAAAAAGACAGGGAUGAAGAAAGUGCCAGGGUUUAGUGUAGUAGAAGUGAAAGGGAAACUUCAUGCUUUUCUUAUGGAAUAUAAGAGCCAUUAUCAAUAUGAAAUUAUGAUGCAACUUUUGGAUAAGUUGGAUCAUGAAAUGAGAGCUAUUGGAUAUGUCCCAAAGAUUGACUUUGUGUUGCAUUCCCUUGAUGAGGAAGUCAAAAAAAAAAGUUAUUUUAUCACAGUGGAGGCUUGCUAUUGCUUAUGGCCUCCUAAACACAAGGCCAGGAACCAAAUUAUUGAUCAUAAAGAACCUUAGGGUGUGUGGGGAUCACCAUGAAGCAACCAAGUUCAUUACGAAAACUGUGAACAGAGAUAUUGUUGUGAGAGAAGUGAAGUGAUUUCAUCACUUCAAAAAUGGGAUCUGCUCAUGUGAUGACUACUGGUGAAGCUGAUGUGCAUAGAUUUCCUUUCCCUUUGCUGGAUUUGUCAAAGCUUACGUGUUGAAAUAUGAGGGUAAGAUCUGAAAUCUUUUCAGGAAAGUAAGUUCCAAAUAUUAUAAUGGCGGAAAUGGAAGAGAUAAGCAAGCUAACGUCUCAAUUGCAUACUACAAUCUUUAAGGAGUGUAUAGAUGCAGCUUGAUAACCAAUACAAUGCUUCCAGAUGGUCCCAUCCAACAUAUCCAUAUCCAGCUGGGUUGCUGGCAGAAUUUGGGUGUUGAUAUACAUCCACCACUUUAUCAAUUUCCCCAUUAUACUCUAUACUUCUGCAGCCAAGUUCAAAGAGCUUUUGUCAAAAAUUAUACACUUUCUUUAUUGCUCAUGGUAAUGCAGAUUGUUCGAAAGGAUUUAUCUAUGAUUGAAAUGCCAAGGAGAAGGA
Quercus lobata is the source of this 1062-nucleotide messenger RNA. RefSeq names its product putative pentatricopeptide repeat-containing protein At3g25060, mitochondrial. The record is from RefSeq and is a predicted model, not a curated record. Gene Ontology annotation, molecular function: RNA binding. Bases 2 to 502 code for a protein of 166 amino acids. Lineage: Eukaryota; Viridiplantae; Streptophyta; Magnoliopsida; Fagales; Fagaceae. Gene Ontology annotation, biological process: RNA modification. The transcript has a single exon.